GUUUCAAGUAUAAAUGCCAUAUAAUAAACGUUUUAUUAACCUCGGUAUGUAUAGAGAAAUAUCGGAGCUCGGUCUUUUUGUACAAACCUCGCCAUACGGGCCCGGUCUGUACAAAAAAUACCUCGGUCCGAUAUUUUUCCUGUACAGACCUCGCGUUCGUGUUAACAGUUAAUGUACACCCUAUAAUAUAUCCUUAGUUUUUGUGUCUAAUGAUAAAUUGCCCCUAUGCUAUCACCGGGCUUGGGGCGGGCGAUAUACAGUACGUGAAUUUUUUUCUCUUGCAGUAUUAACAGUUUCAGUGUCAGAUUUCAAAGUCGAAAAUGUCAUCGUUGGGUCCAAUGUGGAAUUCUUGUGUGUUCUCGACAAAACCUCGAUGUUGAGUGCAUUGCGGUACAGUUCAGAUCCCGCCGGCCUGACCGGAGAGUCGAGCAUGCUCGCUUUCUUCGACGACGGGCAGUUCCAAGUUGCUGAUGAAACUGACACAGGACGACGGAUUGUGGUCGAUAAUUCAUCAAGGAUUAUCUUGAAUAAUGUCACAGUUGAGGAUAGCGGUUUCUAUCAAUGUCGUAUCGAUUAUCGAAGCGGGAAAGAGGUUGAGAAGAACGUUCACUUAAGAAUAGGAGGUAUCCUUCAUAUAAUUUUAAUUUAGUCCUGUAAUAUUCAGUUGUCUAACUUUAAUUUCACCUCGUGAGUCGCGUGGAAGGAAAGUGCUCCAGUUUCCUUCUGCAACACUGGAUCAAUAAAGACCUCUAAGGAGAACAGUUUAGAAUUGAUAGAGAUACAUCCAUGGCCAGUAUAAAUAAAGUUAGUUUAGUUUAGGUUUCCUCCUGUAGUAACACUGGAUCAAUAAGAGAUGAUCCUUACAAGACCUCUAUAGGGAGAACAGUUUAAAACUGAUAGAGCUAUCCAGUAUAAAUAAAGUUGGUUUAGUUUAGGUUCCCUCCUGUAGUAACACAUACUAACACUGGACCAAUAAGAGAUUACCCGCACUGGACUUCUGGGGACAACAGUUAAGAACUGCUAUAGAGCUAUCCAGUAUAAAUAAAGUUAGUUUAGUUUAGCUGGUUCCCUCCUGUGGUAACACUGGACCAAUAAGAGAUGGACUUCUAGGGAGAACAGUUAAGAACUGAUAGAGUUGUCUAGUAUAAAUAGAGUUAGUUUAGCUUAGCUUAAUUAGGGUUUCAUACAAUGAAUAUGUGGGAUUUUCAAGACAAUGAAACGACAAUGGAACAUUCUGAUCACUGGAUCGUGACUGGAUGGCAUUAAUUAUAUUGUUAUGUCAUGUGUUAUACAAAAUUUUAUCUUGAUUCUGAAAGCUGAUAGCUUUGUGAAGUGAGUACAAUAAACUAAAUGCAAAAGUGUAUUGAUACUGGAUAGCUCUAUCAGUUCUGAACUUUCAUCCUUUAGUAACACUGGAUCAAUAAAAGAUGAUCUUUACUGGAUCUCUGUGGAGAACAGUUCAGAACUGAUAGAGCUAUCCAGUAUAAAUACACUUUUGCAUUUAGUUUAUUGUACUCACUUCACAAAGCUAUCAGCUUUCAGAAUCAAGAUAAAAUUUUGUAUAACACAUGACAUAACAAUAUAAUUAAUGCCAUCCAGUCACGAUCCAGUGAUCAGAAUGUUCCAUUGUCGUUUCAUUGUCUUGAAAAUCCCACAUAUUCAUUGUCUUCACAAGUUUGCAUAAACAUGAAAAGAUAGAACGAAUUUAAAAACUUUAAUAGGAGCGUUUUUAGACAAUAUACUGACACUUAAGCCUGGUUCACAUAUGUCUGCGAUGUGUCGGCGGGCUAUUGUCUUUACCAGUUCAACCAAAUAAUUCACAAAAGAAUGUAUGCAUCAAUAUAGCUGUAAACAAUGACGUCGCAGGCAUAUCGCAGACAUAUGUGAACCAGGCUUUAAAUUAAUAAGUUUUUAUUUUACAAGUACAGUACAACAACAGUAAUAUGAUCUGUUAGCAAUUCGAUGUUGCAUUUUUUUUAUACACCCUGUAUCUCGACAAUGAUCUCGACUGACUUUGUUUUAAGAAGCACUCUGGUUUUUGACGAUGCAUUGCUACUGAGUUUCAAUUCCUGUCAUUUUCAGUCGCACCAACAAUCGAACCGUUCUCAGACAUGGAAGUCUUAGAAGAAACGUCGUUUAAAGUUGUAUGUCAUACACAAGGUUUGCCAUCGCCCAAUGUCAACUGGGUUCAUACCAGCGCGGGGCUAGUUUCUACGAGUCGUAUAUUGGUGGUGAAGAGUAUCGAAGUAUCACAAAAUGGCGCCUAUCGUUGCAACGCUACGAACCACAUGGGAACAGCUGAACAAUCGUUGCAAAUCAAAGUGUUCCGUAAGUAUAUAUAGAGAAUAAUACAUGGGUGCGCGGAAAUACCAGAUUUAUUUCGAGUGUUGUAUAUGAUCACGAGUGAGCGCAGCGAACGAGUGAGAUAUCAUGUUCAACACGAGAAAUAAAUCUGGUAUUUCCAAGCACCCAUGUAUUUUUCUGUUUAUUAUAUAAAGGACAGUCUUUGAAAAGCGAUAAUUUGUACAGAAAAGCGAUAUUUGAAAAGCGAUAAUUUUCACAUGUGAGAUUAUCAUGAAUAAUCUCACAUGUGAGAUUAGCUCGAAAUUUCUAUAAAGCACCAUACUUUAUAUAAUAAAAGACAAUAAUGUCAUGAUAUAUGAUUUUUUCUGUGUUGGUGUAAUAUACUCAGGUGAAUAUCAGUGAUGUUUGUGAUGUUACUCUGAGUGUAUAUCCACACCGGGCGAGCUUGAAAAAUAUGCCUGGCCACGGUGGGAAUCGAACAUACGACCUUUGGAAUACUAGCCCAAUGCUCUGCCAACUGAGCUACGCGGUCAGGUCGGUUCGAAGAAAAUCGAUUACUACAUUGCAUUGAUAUCGAAGGAACUAGACUCAGUUCCGAAAUAUCACAUACUCGAACCAACCUGACCGCGUAGCUCAGUUGGCAGAGCAUUGGAUUAGCUUCCAAAGGUCGUAGGUUCGAUUCCCACCGUGGUCAGGCAUAUUUUUCAAGCUAGUCCGUUUUGUAAAAUGGUUUAACCACUCAUAUUUGAUGCAAAAUUGCGAGUGGAAUUAAAUUUACCAAAAUCAAAAAUGCUUGCAACCUGCACUAAUCUGAUUUCAACGCAUGUUAAUGGACUAAAUUAUAGACUAAAUUUUGAUCUAGACAAAAAUUUCAUCACAGUUUGAAAGAGCAUCACUAAAUUAGUAAUAUUCCAAAGUUUCGUUGCGAAAUGUUGUAAAAUGUGGAAAAUGUUGUAAAAUACAAACGGGAAAUUGAUGCCCCAACACCCGAUUGGGCUGUCAGUUUCCCGUGCGUAAUACAAAAUGACUGAAAAACGGAAAUUUUACAACAUUUCGCAACGAAACUUUGGAAUAUUACUAAUUUUGUGAUGCUCUUUCAAGCUGUGAUGAAAUUUUUGUCUAGAUCAAAAUUUAGUCUAUUAUGCAAACGGUCCAUUGAAAAUGUUUACAAAGUAAAUUACAAAUCACAAGGCAACAUGUGACGACAUUUCUACUUAUUAACACGCGUUGAAAUCAGAUUUUGUUGCAAGUUGCAGCAAUUUUGUUCUCGCGUAACUCCAGCUUUAGACAUGCGUUGCGCCAUCAUCAAGCGACUUAAAUUUGAAUCGAAAAUGAGAAUAAUUUCAAUAAUCAGACAAUAGCUUUACAUUGUACUUGCAAGUGAUGAACCAGGUGGGAAUCGUAAUCGUAGUAUAAAGAUGCCCAGCAUAACGUACGCAAAAGAGCCAUAUAGACAAUAAUAUAAUAUAAAAAUUUAUUUAAGGUUACAGAACACCUUUGAGUGUUAAUUUUGCCUAAAAUUUUUUUAUUGGUUUCCAUGAAAGCAUUAUAGACUAGUUCUACUAUCUGACCAAGUUUGAACGGAAAAUGUUGAAAACUCGCAGAGUUAUUUAGUAAAAUACAUUUCGCUGCAAUAAGAAAAACAUUGAAAAUGUAAUAUUCAAAUUCAAUUUUCUCCCGAAAAAUUUUACGGUAAUUACUGAUUUUCAAACGAGUUAUGCUCCCGCGGGUUUUAACCAAUUUUUCUCAAAUUUUCACAGGACAUAGCUAAAGACGUCAGUUUCAAAAUUGUGUUCGGCUUUUUUUAAUGUUGGAUAUUUUAAAAAUAAAGAGCAAUUUACUAAAACAAUUCAGAAAUAUAUUGCAGUUGUCAAAGAAAUCGCCAUAUCAGCGGAAUGACGAAAUAAACAAAAAUUUCCGAACACAAUUUUUUAGAACAACUAUUUUACUGUAUAAAAAUGAUAUUUUCAUAAAUAUAACUUAAAACCAGCAGGAACAUAACUCAAAAGCGUAACGGUACCGCGAUUUAAUAUUUUCCUGAAUAAUUCUUACAUUAUUUUAUUGUUUGUUAAUUUUACAACUUUACCAUAUUUUGCAUGCACUGGAGAACAUUUGGUGAAAAUUUGAUGAAAAUCGGACUGAUAUUGAGCGCGCAGUAGCGAUUUUCCGCAAAACGCCAAAAAAGGUGUCCUGUAACCUUAAGAAGUACUAUAACGUUUCGUCUUUAACCUAAGACAUCUUCAGAGUAAAUGAAUAUAGUAAUUUAUUCAUAUUUCAGUGUAACUCAUUGUCAUACUAUAUUCAUUUACUCUGAAUUUAAGAUGUCUUAGGUUAAAGACGAAACGUUAGUACUUCUUAAAUAAAUUUUUAUAUUAUAUUAUUGUCUAUGUGGCUCUUUUGCGUACGUUAUGCUGGGCAUUAAUCUUUAUACUAGCUUUACAUUGCUUUACAUGCGAUUUCGAGCGGCAUUUUAAUUAAAGUCGCAUUCUAUUUUUGAUCGCAAUUAUGAUAUAUACAAGAAAGUAAUUCGACAGCUAAAAGCCCGAUCUUCAUUGGUAUGAAAAAGUGAAUAGAUAAACAUAAUAUUUUAAGUAAUGAUGCUUGUGAUGUUAGUCUGAGUGUAUAUCUACACCGGGCAAGCUUGAAAAAUAUGCCUGGCCACGGUGGGAUUCGAACCUACGACCUUUGGAAUACUAGCCCAAUGCUCUGCCAACUGAGCUAGGCGGUCAGGUCGUAGGUCGUAGGUUCGAUUCCCGCCGUGGCCGGGCAUAUUUUUCAAGCUUGUCCGGUGUGCCACACACUCAGAGUAACAUCACAAACAUCAUAUGCACCUGAGUACACAACACCAACACAGCAAAUCAUUUUAAGUAUAUGCGGACUAGACUAGAUUAUGACUAUGCGGACUAGACUAGAUUUCAAGUCCUCGCAUUUUGAUCCAUUCCUCGGCCCCUUUUGAGUGAAAUUUUGAUCUUGACAAGUCUGGACAAAAAUUUCAUCACAGCUUGAAAGAGCAUCGCAAAAUUAGUAAUAUUCUGAAGUUUCGUUGCGAAAUGUUGUAAAAUGCGGAUAAUAUAGCCCUGCGAAGUUUGCCGUUUUUCAGUCCUUUUGUAUUACAAACGGGAAAUUGAUAAUCAGUUUGAUCAUCUGAUUAUCAAUUUCCCGUUUGUAAUACAAAAUGACUGAAAAAUGGCAAACUUCGCAAGGCUAUAUUAUCCACAUUUUACAACAUUUCGCAACGAAACUUCGGAUUACUACUAAUUUUGUGAUGCUCUUUCAAGCUGUGAUGAAAUUGUUGUCCAGGCAUAUCUAGAUCAAAAUUUCACUCAUAAGGGGAAAGGUCUAUCAGGCUCAUGAAUUAUUAAUGAGUUUGAGAUUCUUCUAUACCUCUUUUUUAUACACCCUGGUCCCUGUAAUAUUUAUUUUACCUCUAGGAAAACCUAGCGUACGAGAAUUCUACCAUGUUGGAACACUGAACGGGGUCGUUUGGCAAUGCGAGGAUGUGAAAUUGAUCUGUGAAAUGGCGCCAAAUCAUUCUCUCCGUGUUCGCAACUACAGAUUGUAUCAGAACGACAGAUUGAUCACAGAACAAAGGGACUCAGGGGUGUUUAGCAUAUCACGUGUUGCCUUGAACCGCGACGGAAUUUAUGCGUGCGUCCCUGAGACGCGCCUGGGACUGGGCAGGAAUAAAACGUUAAGACUCCGUGUGAAAGGUGAGGACAUUAUAUCCACUGAUGUGAAGUAAGGUCUGGAUAGGGAAUCCUAUUGAAUUCAGUAACACGAUUCUGAAGCCAGAAUAUUUUAAUGAGAUGAGAUUUAUAAAUCAGUCAAAUCCAUGAUAUUCAUUAAACUGUGUGCAAAAUCAAUAAAUUGACAAGUUUACGCGCAAAUUGAAAGUAAUUCGUUGUCUAAUUUCAGCUGCUCCCAAACUUUGCAACGACAUUUCAACAUCUUCAUUUAAUUUUUCAAGCAAUACAUCGUCGACAGGUACGGAAUUUGUGUUUUCUAUUAUUAUAAUAGUUCAACAUUUUGUGGGUCAUAGCGUUUAUGCAUGCAUAAAUUAUACCACGAUUGCCCAUUAUUGCCCAUUACGCAUUCAGGGUUAAUUUACUCUGCGCGACAACGCAAAGCAAACUUUUCCUAAUGUCUCAUGCAAUUUUCACUCAAAUUGAACAAAAAUUUAAUCAGUUUGCCCUUAGGCAACGUCCAUUAGUCUUAGAAAUUUUCGUAUUAAAACGUUUGAUAUUUUUUAAGCGGUUAUCGCGCUGACAGAGAAACGAACACACACCGCAAACGCGAGACCGUUUUACGUUUAUUUACAUACUUUGUCUUUCCGUGUAGCUAAGCCAGUAUCGCUUGCUCAACCGAAAGAAGCUGGUCGUAGCGGUUUCGCGAAGGGAAACGCCGGUUUAAACGCGUCUUUUAUUCUCAUUUUGUCGUGGUUGUUUUUGUCUCUGAUUGUGUAGUCUGUCUAUAAAAGUUUGAUUUCCAUUUGGUCAUAAAAAUAGGGUCACGAUCUUUCUCAACGGCCAGUUUAUAAUAGUUUAUACCUGUAAACCACAUUUAAAUCAUAAGUAUUCUCUUGUUAUAAUCACUCCGCGUAUUUUCAGUUCUAAAAUGUUGUAUUUCGGCUGAUGAGAAAGACCGUGACUCAAUCUUUACGACCGUUACGACCAUAUGGAAACCAGGCUUAAACAGACGCAGUGACAAUUAUCAAUGUGCUUUCUUAAUUUGUAAACGUGGACAUAAAUGUUGAACUUUGGAACGGAACUUUAAUUAAAAUAAACCUAUAUAUAUACCAAAUAAUAUAGCUGCUGUUAAAAUUGCUAUGUCUAUAUAUAACAUGAUAAAUUUAAUAGAAUUAAUCAAGCCUAGUAAAUAGUUUAAAGUAACCUAAUAUGCUGACUAUAUUACCUUUAUUGUCUUAAUAAUCUAUAAAUGAUGUCCGGAUUACUGAAUUCUGCCUUAUUUCGGCUCGAGGUCAUUUUUCUUCUGUCGCAAGUCACUGAUUUACUGAACUAUUUAAUAUAUAUAACGAUUUAUUUUUAAAAUAAAGACCAUUUCAAGUCCGUAUAAAUGCAAACAAAUCCUUUGUUUACAUUUUGAACUGCUAUAAUUGUAAAAUAAGACAUACUAACUGAAUAUCUAACACUUUUCUAGUUCGCUAUUGUAAAUGCAUAUAAACUAUGAGUACGUUUCAAUUCAAGAAAGUUCGAAAGAUGCAAAAUUUGGGCAAUGUUUAUAUCCGCGGGUCCCCCUUCGUUACGAGCAGAACUGAUGCGCAGAACGGACUUGACAUUAGAGAUGUGCGUCGGAUCGGAUUGACCUCUUUGAAUCCAAUGGUUUGUCUAAGUUCUCAAUCCGAAUCCGAUCCGAAGAUGAAAAAAGCAAUCCGAUCCGAUCCGAAAAAUUGUUUAUAAAAUCCGAUCCGAUGCUAAAAUUCGUAAUCCGAUGCGAUCCGAACUUAAGUUAUUAUAUACAGCGUGCGUUAAUUAAUUAUUCGGUGUAUGAACGUAUUUUUUCAUGAUCAUAAACGAUAUAUUGGAAAUAAUGAAUUUCCAGCAAAAAUAAGCAGAUACGAAUCCGAUAAAAAUUGCAGCGCAGUAUCACAUAAUUAUGCCUUUAAUAUACAGUUAAACGACUCAAUCACAUAGUUAUUAUAACAAUGCUGGGUUUACAAUUUAAAACAUCUUACAGUCGUGCCCAUAGAAGCGUUCCGAAAAAUGUUGACCAAUUCAUUUCCUAACUUGAAGGAACAACUCUGAACAGUUCCUCAACAAUUUGAUAAGUUCCUUAAAAAGUUCCUAACUUCCUGUUUCAUUGACCAAUCAAAUUUGAUAUUUUAUUUUUGAGCAAUCUGAUUGGUCAAUGAAGCAGAAAGUUAGGAACUUUUUAAGGAACUUAUCAAAUUGUUGAGGAAUUGUUCAGAGGUGUUCCGAGUUCAAGUUAGGAAAUGAAUUGGUCAACAUUUUUCGGAACGCUUUUAUUGGCACGACUGUAAUGUUUAUCACUAAUAAAUCUCAUUGACAUUGUCAGUGCUUCAUGACACAUAAACCUGACAAACUAAACAAAGAAUCACGACAUUUCUAUAUCCCAAUUCCCAUACGUAACCGAUUUAAGAAGAAUCCACAUAACGCCAGUGUUUCUUUUUGUCAGAAAUAUCAAAACACUUUUUUACUUUAUUGUCAUCACUCGGCAUUAUAUAGUAUUACUCCGCUUCGACCAACUUACUCCGCUUACUCGACUCCAAAGCCUUCCAGGCACUUCCUGCUAUAGAACCAUCUUAAUUUGUUAAAAUAUUCGAGUAAUUCGACGCAAUACAAGAAAAAACCCAAAUCCGAUCCGACAAAAAACCCACAAAAUCCGAUCCGAUAAUAAAAAAAAGAAAUCCGAUCCGAGUGAAUUACUGUCCGAAUCCGAUCGGAUCGGAUUCGGACUCGUAUCGGAUUCGCACACAUAAUUUACAAAGCUUUGUGGAUCAUUUCAUGUUUUUAUUGAUAUUUUGGAAAUUGUAGCGUAUAAGAGGCCAGUAAAUAAUUUUGAAGCCUUUUAUACGCUACAAUUUCCAAAAUAUCAAUAAAAACAUGAAAUGAUCCACAAAGCUUUGUAAAUUAUAUAUCAAAAUGUUGCCAAAGACGAGAUAAACACGAAUAUAACAGUUACAUUUACAAAUGAUAAACAACGGACAAGAAAACAGCGGACAAAAACCACUAGACUUCACUUAGUAACAUUGACAUUGACCGUUAGAAACGUGUAUGUUUCAACGGGAAAACAAUUACCGGAAAUUAAAGCGCUGAAACGGUAAAUCGAAAUCCGCAGUAUAUCCGCACUAUAUCCCCCUUCGUUACGAGCAGAACUGAUGCGCAGAACGGACUUGACAUGGUCUUUAAACCUUUUGUAACCACUUUUCAAUAGUCCGUAUCUGAUCAGGCCCAUCGCAUCUAUCAACAGGCAACCCAUUACGUCCUUGUGGAUCCUGUGAAACCUUCAAACAUAUCCUACAAUACAGCGGUAUCCCGUCCCACCACUGUCCUAUCGCCGAUUUAUAGUACUCCUUUGGGAAUUGGAAACCUUCAAACUUCCACUUUAAGUAUUUAUUAUACUCGGUUUCGUUUUUAGCCAGCUUGGCUAGAUACUCGGCUAAAGCCUUCGGUGAACUAAAAUUCUUCACUUUAAUAAUGGAAUGUUUAAGAUUACCCCAACGCAACACUUCGUCAAUUCCAUCCGUUCCAAGCCAUAUCGGAACACUCCCAGCCGACAGAGCGCUGUAGAUUUUUUCAGUCAUAUAAAAAUCACAAUCCGCAUUCGGAAACACUAUACUGAAUUUAUAGUUCCUUUGCGUUUCUGUGACAGAAUGUCUAGAAGUCUUUUUGCCAUUCCGCAUUAGGCCAUGUUUAUUUCCUAAGCAUCUUCCAUACGAAUCAACUUUUAUAUAUUUCAUAAGCUCUGCAAGAUAGCGUGUCCGGACCCGUUCGCAAUGAGAGAAGACUGCAAUAAUUAAGCCAUUCUUCUGUGCAAACGGCACAGGUGGUUCUAAUAUUGGCUUUACAAACUCUGGACAAGGAAAAUCCGAAUCUAAGCGGUAGCUGGCCAAAUAAUUGAACUGCUUCAUGAAGUUUGGAUCCCGGAGUGAUGGUGUGAACCUGGGAUUCUCGUUCGUGUGUAAAAUCCAAGUUAAAUUUUGGUAAAUUUUUGGUGGGAUUUCGUGUGUGUUUCUGGAGUGAACAACGAGCGCCGAGGCUUCUUCCACUCGCUUUUUGUCCGCUGUAAGUUCGCAUGGAAUCGGGCAAUUGUUACCAGCAUAAAAGAAUGGCCAAGCGUCGGGGUUUGAAUUAACUUUUGGUGUACCCUUGUACACUUUGGUCCAAUAUAGAAUCACGACUUUUCUUGUCAUGCUCUCAUUGAUUUCAUCGCUUUGUUCUCUUUUUGUUAAGUCCUUGCUUUCAUCUCUAAAAUUUGUUUCAUUAUUGUUGACUGUCAUGAUAAAAGUAAAAAGAAGAAUACCGAUGAAAGUUAGGAUCACCAUACCGUAAAAUGUUACUUUAAGCGCAGACGGUGUCGUACUUUGCAUUGUGGAAACCUUCAAUUAGCUCCCCUUACAUAUAAAUAUACGCAUAGCUCAUUAGACCAUGCAAUUCCUUGCUAAUUGGAAGUCAUCACGUUUGCGUUUUGAUUAAGUUAAACAUUAAAGUUCGAUUCUUCAAUUCGUGUC
This is a messenger RNA of Paramuricea clavata, 10513 nucleotides long. The record is from the annotation of a GenBank genome assembly. NCBI's taxonomy places the organism in Eukaryota, Metazoa, Cnidaria, Anthozoa, Malacalcyonacea, Plexauridae.